CUUUGGGGGGGUCGCGUGGCUCUCCCGUCCCGCUUUCCUGGCCGAGGCGACCCAGCAGCCGUUGGGAUCCGGUGGGGAAGUUUCGCUCCCCGGUUUCUCUCUCCGGAGGGGAGCGGCGCGGCUCCUCCUCCCUCCGGCUCCCCCGGAGAAAAUCGGGAGUUUGCUCACGUUCCCAAAGUCGCGGUUACGCCACGAAGAGCGCCUGGGCCGCGCCGGGACCAGGGAGGGGAGAGCUGUCUGCCUACCUGGCCGCCGCAGAGGCGACUCAGGCCGGAUCCCAGCUGGUUCCUCUCCGCAGAAAGGGUGGGGCUGCCCCUUGCCAAGACGCGAGCAGCCAUGGCGAAGAGGAAUGGGGGCUGCCAGCACUUCUGCACCACCUGCCUGCUGGGGCUGUUCGGCUGCCACUGGACCCACAAGAAGAGCCUGAAGACGAGCAAGUGUGACUCCGCCUGGUUCUUCCUGCUCUUCUGCAUCGGCCUCCUUGCCCUGGCCUGGCUGUACGUGGCCCUGGUCACGCUCAACGACUUCCACAACUUCAAUGAGUUCAUCUUCCAGAAGACAGAAUGGUGGCUGGACUGGUCAGUGGUGAUGCUGUGUGUGACAGCCACGCUGGUCACCUACUCCUCUCUGCUGAUGGUGUUGGCCCUCUGCCUCCAGCUCUGCCAUCAGCCCCUGAAGCUGCAUUGGCUCCACAAGGGCCUCCUGAUCCUGACUCUGCUGAUCGUAGUGGCUGCUUUUGUGGGGCUGAAACUUCAGUGGUCAGAGCAGUGGGAGAGCGCCCACAUUGCCCUACAGGCGACCGGCCCCUUCCUGCACAUUGGAGCCGUGGCGGGUUUGACGAUGCUUGCCUGGCCAGUAGCAACCUGCUUCUACCGCAUCUCCCACGCAGCUCUCCGGGGCGUCAUCCUGGUCUUGUAUCUGGGCGCAAUGCUGGCUUUAUACCUGGCCCCCCUGGGCAUCGACUCCCCCUGCUUCCUGGAGCAGAGCCAGCUCCCUCCCAAACCGGCUCUGUUUGGGCACCGCGGGGCUCCCAUGCUGGCACCAGAGAACACCAUGAUGUCCUUCCAGAAGGCGCUCAACUGUGGCCUGAGCGUCUUAGAAACGGAUGUCCGGGUGAGUGCCGACGGGAUCCCUUUCCUCCUGCACGAUGAGACCCUCCUACGGACGACAAAUGUGCAGGAGGUCUUCCCCACCCACAGCCACGCCAAGGCCACGGCCUUCAACUGGACGCAGCUGCAGCAGUUGGACGCCGGCAGCUGGUUUUUGCAGAAGCAUCCCUUCCCCACAGCCUGGAGCCUUUCAGAGGAAGGGAUGGCCCAGGCCAGGAGGCAGCGCAUUCCGUCUCUGAGGGAGCUGCUGGCAGAGGCCAGGAGGCACCAGGUGUCCGUCAUGUUUGACCUGUUGCCGCUGGAAGACCCCCACUACGAGCGCCUGGUCAACAUCACAGUGGAGACCAUCCUCCAAUCGGGCAUCGACCAACAGCUGAUCCUAUGGCUGCCCAAUAAGUUUCGGGAGGAGGUGAGACUGUGGGCACCCAGGUUCCAGCACAUCUACGGCCCCGAGAGUUUGGACAACAAGACCAGGAGGCUCCCGCGAGUCAACCUGGCUUACCAAAAACUGAGCAGCACGUUAAUCAGGGAAUACCACCGCAACAAUAUCUCAGUCAACCUGUUUGUGGUGAAUGCUCCGUGGCUCUUCUCCGUCCUCUGGUGUGCUGGGACUUCUUCGGUUACCACCAACGCCUGCCAGGUGCUCCAGAAGAUGCAGCACCCGCUCUGGCUGCUGCCUCGUGGCACCUAUCGAAUGAUCUGGAUUGUGACCGACUGCGCCUCCUUCCUGCUGGUUCUCUCGGCUUUCCUGCUGCUGGAAAGAUGGUCUCGGAAAAAGGAGUCGAGAGGCUCCAGCUCCGAUGUGCUGCUGACCAAGAUCCACAGCCUCUUGUCCGAGUGAGGCGAGAGCGUCCAGAAGCCCCGGGCUUUGCCCUCCCCCCCCCCUGCUACUUUUGGCAGGACUCCCCUCUUUCAAAUGCUUCUCUGGGAACAGCCUGUCCUUCGCGCUUGCUGGCAGCGGCUGCUGGGAUCGGUUUCAGGGGCCUGCAUUGCACAGCCCUCCAAGGAGCGGAGAGCAACUUGGAUGCAGCCUGCCUUCUUGGAACCCGGAGCCUCCCCACAUCCUGGGACUGACCGCUAGAGCCUCGGGGUGGAAUUAGGGCGCUACCAGCUCUCCUGUGGGACACGGUUUCUUCUUGAAGUGGGACUUGGAGGAUCCUGGACGUGCCCAAUAAAGCUGUUUCUACAGGCUGGGAAA
Pseudonaja textilis is the source of this 2307-nucleotide messenger RNA. It is a transcript of the gene GDPD2, whose product is annotated as glycerophosphodiester phosphodiesterase domain containing 2. Gene Ontology annotation, molecular function: glycerophosphodiester phosphodiesterase activity. Gene Ontology annotation, biological process: lipid metabolic process. The record is from RefSeq and is a predicted model, not a curated record. Gene Ontology annotation, cellular component: plasma membrane. Lineage: Eukaryota; Metazoa; Chordata; Lepidosauria; Squamata; Elapidae.